AUAUAAAACUGAUUUAGCUUUAAAUGAAAAAUAUUAUCUUAACUUCCAGAAGCAAUGUAGAGGCAGCAGCAAUCAAAACCCACAUGAAGUUCAGGGUAAAUAGUCUCGUGGUUCCCUGUCUAUUAUUAGUCCUCCAGCAAAUUUAUUUAAAGGUUUUACAGGUGUUCCCUGUGCAUAUAUACUACAAGCAUACUGUUGAAUGUAGUGCUAACAUCCUCUCAGUAAGCAGAGAUGGGAAUCUUGCAAAAAGAGGCAGAGAAAAAUUUACAUGGUUUUAAAAUCUCUUCUUGAAAUAACACUCAUUUUUUAUUUUUUAACCCAUUGCACAUCACAAAAAUUGCUGUGUUUAUAUUUAGGAUGGAAUGAAGUUAAAUAAAUUUGAAGCAAUCUCCUAGCAUGAGAAUCCUUUCUUUUCCUAAAGGAUUCUCAAAAAUUUUAAUUGUAAGAGAUUAGUGUCAUCUGGGUAAUGUGCUCAGGUGGGGGUUGGGGAGUGAAGUCCCUCCCACUGUAAGUGAAGAGCAAGUUUGAGACCACUUGUGGAAACUGCAUAGACACAAGUUUGUAGGGCCUGAUGAGAUGUAUCUCGGGUCGUGAGGGAACUGACUGAUGUGUUUGUCAAGCCACUCUCCAUGAUACUUGAAAAGUCAUGGCAGUCAGGCAAACUCCCCCGUGACUGGAAAAAGGGAAACAUUUUUCCUAUUUUUAAAAAGAGGAUAAAGGAAAGCCCAGGGAACCAAACACUUGUUAGUCUCCCUUCUGUACCUGGGAAGAUUGUGGAGCAGAUCCUCCUGGAAGCAGUGUGGAGGCAUGCAAAACAAGGAGGUUAUGCAAGACAGGCCAGCAUGGCUUCACUAAAGAGCAAAUCCUGCCUGCCCUGCCUGGUGUCCUUCUGUGAUGGAGUGACUGAAGCGACUGACAAGGGAAGACUGACUGAUGUCAGCUACCUAGAAUUCUGUAAUGCUUUUGUGGUGGGCCCAUAUGAAGAACAUGGCAGUUCUCCUGGAUGAAAGGCUGGACAUGAGCUGUCAGUAUUUGCUCACAGCCGAGAAAACCAACCACAUCCUGGGCUUUAUCCAGAGCAGGAUGGUCAGCAGGGGAAGGGAGAGGAUUCUCCUCUGCUGCCCUUGUGAGACCCCACCUGGAAUAAUGUGUCCAGGUCUGGGAUCCUCACUAUAAGAAAGACAUGGAGCUGCUGGAGUGGGUCCACAGAAGGCCACAAGAUGCUCAGAGGGCUGGAGCAACUCUUCUAUGAAGAAAGGCUGAGAGGGCUGGUGUUGUUCAGCCUGGAGAAGAGAAGCCUCCAGAGGGAUCUUAUUGCUGCCUUCUGGUAUAUAAAAGGGAGUUAAAAAAAGAUGCAUGGCUGAAAGUAUAUCUCAGUGGGAUUACUUUCUUGAUGAGGAUUCUUCAACUUCUAACAUAUAUUAGAAUGAAUUAUUAAAUCUGGAUACCAAUGGUAAAGACACCAUCAUAAAACUUCUGCUCAGGCAGAGAUGAAGAAUCUGUUCCUUCUGCUCAUGCUAACAAUGACACCACCUUCUGCAUUUUCAGGCCACCGGAUGAAAAGGCAGGUUGAUGUCUGGGGGAGCUGGGGUGAAUGGAGCAAAUGCAGUCGGAGCUGUGGCGGUGGAGUCAGUUUUCGGCAACGACGCUGCUAUUCCCAAAGGACAGAAGGUCCUUCCAGUUGUGUUGGGCCAACACGAAGCUAUCGGUCAUGUAAUAUUCAGAACUGCCCGGAAGGCUCCCGGGAUUUCCGGGCAGAACAGUGUGCAGAGUUUGAUGGGACAGAAUUCCAAGGCAAGAAAUAUAAGUGGCUUCCAUAUUAUGGAGCACCUAAUAAGUGUGAGUUAAACUGUAUUCCCAAGGGAGAAAACUUCUACUACAGGCACAAGGAAGCAGUGGUAGAUGGGACUACCUGUGAACCUGGCAAACGAGAUAUCUGUGUAGAGGGAGUUUGUCAGGCUGUUGGCUGUGAUAAUAUGCUGGAAUCUGCCAAGAAGGAGGACAAGUGUCUGCAGUGUGGAGGAGAUGGCAGCACCUGCUAUGGUGUGAAGGGCACUUUUGAUGUGGCCAGCCUCCCCAAAGGUUACAAUCAAAUCUUUAUUAUCCCUGUGGGAGCCACAAACAUCCAAAUUAAGGAGGUUAAGCCCAGCAGGAACUUCCUAGCUGUCAAGAACGUGCGAGGGGAGUAUUACCUGAAUGGGCACUGGACGAUUGACUUCAGCCGGGCGCUGCAGGUGGCCAGCACGGUGCUGCACUAUGACCGUGGCUCGGAGGGUGAUGUGGCCCCAGAGCUCCUCCAUGCCCGGGGUCCCACCACAGAACCCCUCGUCAUUGAGCUCAUCAGCCAGGAGCCAAACACCGGGGUGCAAUAUGAGUAUUACCUGCCCCUGCAAGGACAGGCCUUGGGUUACAGCUGGAGCUACGGUUCCUGGAGUGAGUGCAGCUCUGAAUGUGGCGGAGGUUUCCAAUCCCGCUUGGUGUUUUGUACCAUAGACAAUGAAAUUUAUCCAGACUAUAUGUGCAGGAAUAAACCACAACCAGACAACAACCGGACGUGUGGUCAUCAGCCUUGUCCCCAGACAAAACGCUGGAAAACAGGAGAGUGGGGAUCCUGCUCAGCCACCUGUGGCGGGGGCACCCAGACCCGCUCGGUGUACUGCGUGGCGUUUGACGGCCAGAGCCUGCAGGGGGUGGUGGAUGAUGCCGAGUGCAUGGCCUUCGCCCAGCAGCCGCGCCGCAGCCAGCCCUGCAACGUCCGGCAGUGUGCCAGCUGGAGCACAGGGCCCUGGUCCCAGUGCUCAGCCAGCUGUGGGGAAGGAGUGCAGACCCGGACUGUCACCUGCAGGACGCAGCAGGGCUCUCAGGCUCAGGACUUCGCUUGUCUAAUGGAGCCAAAGCCAUCAGCCACCCAGCCCUGCCUUAAGGAGAACUGCAUCCAGGAAAUCGGCUGGCACGUUGGAGACUGGGGUCUGUGUUCCAAGAGUUGCGACUCAGGCAUCCGGACACGCCAGGUCAUCUGUGCUGACGGCGACUCCAAAUUCUACAGUCCUGAGACAUGCAAAGCCAUCCAGCCACAGAAACCAGCCACCCUGGGUAGCUGCAACACACAGCCCUGCUACCUGCCACAGCAGGUCCCCAGUAUGCAGGACACUAUGGGAUACAACAUCACUCGCCAGUCCUUGCUGACACGGUACAACCCAAACAGCCCUGCUCCAGUUCUCUCCCCAGAUUCUGAUGAUGGAAGGAUGCUCCCUGGGAACACCAUGAUCCAUAGUGCCUCAGGGAAUCAGCACAUUCCAUCUACCAAAGACCACAGCAUCAACUUGUUUGCUGUCCACUGGGAGUCCCAGUCCCGCUCCCCAGGUUCCCAUCGGCUCAGCUUCUCUCAGGAUCACCCUGCAGGGACUGGCUCCCAGGACUGCCACCAGAGCCCACAUGGCUGCUGUCCAGAUGGGCGCACUGCAGCGUCGGGCCCUCAGGGGAGAGGCUGCCCUUUCAGCACCUGCCACCAAAACAGGUAUGGCUGCUGCCCCGAUGGAGUAUCAGCUGCCCAGGGUCCAAACAACAUUGGAUGCCCACAAUAUUCGAACAUUCGAACAAGACAAAAUCAUCCCACUGUGACCACUCCAGCAGCAAGCCAAGCCUUGUCCCAGCAGCACCCUUCGGGCGAGUGCCGCGGUUCCAUGUACGGCUGCUGUUUUGACAAUGUUGCCUCAGCCAAAGGUCCUCGAGGGGAAGGAUGUCUCAAUAGGCCCAACUACCCGUACCCUGUCAUGUGCCUGCUGCCCAGUGCCCACGGCCCCUGUGCCAACUGGACCACUCGCUGGUACUUUGUGGGAGUUGUUGGCAGAUGCAACCGGUUUUGGUAUGGUGGCUGUCAUGGCAAUAAAAACAGCUUUGCCUCGGAGGAGGAGUGCAUGAGAGUGUGCCACAGCUCUGUGGGAGUCAGUCAGCUGGAGCUCCAGCCCUCUCCUGGCACAGAAGCCCUGCAACACCAGCAGACUGGCUCCAGUUCUUACACAGGACGUGCUCAGGAUCAGCAGCAAUCACCCACAAGAGAGACUGCAAGUCACAUCCAAGAAGGAAGAACCUAUGGGGCUUCACUCCCCAAGCAAGACAGCCACAGCUGGAGGAGGGAUGUGCUGCCAGAGACCUUGCCAAGGACUGAUGUGCUGGAGAGCCAGCGCUGGGACACCCAGCGAAGCAGACUGGACAGCCUGGGCCACCUGCAUUCCUGGGAAACAGCCAUGCCUGGGCCCUCAGACAGGCAGAGCAGCAGUGGCCAGCAGGUGCUGCCCUGGGAAGGCAAGCAGUGGCGUGAAGCUUUUGGAGCAGAUGUUUCUGUGACAGAAGGAUUUGGGCACCAGGAGUCUGCAGAUUUGUUCCCAGCACAAGCUCUGCAGAGAACAAUCCUGGAGGAAUCCAAGCCCUCUCUUGUGACAGCAGCUGUGGGACAAAACAUCCAGCUGGUCUGCAAGACAGGUGUGUCCCCAUUCUCCAGAGUGGAGUGGAUGAAGAACAGCCAACCAAUCUUCUCUGACAGGCACACCUACCAGUCCGACAGCUCCCUGGUGAUCAGCCACGUCCAGCCCGAGGACGCUGGCACCUACACCUGCCUCACUUCUGAUGGGAAGAUGGAGAGCCGACAGAUUCAGCUGCAGAUCACAGAGUACCAGAGCAGUGUUCUGGCUGAGGGUGAGAGAGGUCGAGUCCUUCAGGAGGCAAACCAGCAGCGCCGAGGGUUAUCCAGAGGCAGGCAGCUUGUGCAGGCAGCCGGCUCCUCUGUGCGUCAGCAGCUCACAUACAGGUUGAAAAUGGAUAAGAGUGAGCCCACAGUAGUGGAGGCCAAUGUUGGAGAGAGAGUCAGACUGCCCUGCACAGUGGAAGCAUCACCAGCUCUCACCAUUGAGUGGCGGAAAGACGGGCAGCCCCUCUCCUCUCCCAGGCACAGGCAGCAGUCGGAUGGGGCCCUGGUGAUCAGCCGGGUCAGCUCUGAAGACAUUGGCUUCUUCACCUGCAUGGCCUCCAAUGGACGAGACCGCGACCAGCGCCAGGUCCUGCUCCGACCGCUAGGAGAACUGAGGAUCACUGGUCUUCUGCCAAGCAUCACGGUACCUGAGGGAGGGACUGCUCAGCUUCACUGUACAGUGAUUGGCAACAAUGUGAAUAUAAGGUGGUCAAGGAACGGAGUUCCCAUGCGGGGGGAUGGCCACCACAUCCACUUGUCUCAGGAUGGAAGCCUGACUAUAAGCAAUGUCCAAGAGGCUGACGAGGGAUCCUACACAUGCAGCGCCUACAGCAGCAGCAGCUCGGUCAGCGCCAGCUCAGAGGUGAAGGUGCUGAGGAGCCGGCCUAGCACUACUGUGAGUCACAUUGUGGACCUGAGCAGAGAGUGUGUGGACCAGCCCCACCUUGCCAACUGUGACCUGAUCCUGCAGGCCCAGCUCUGUGGUAACGAGUACUAUUCCAGCUUCUGCUGCGCCAGCUGUGCUCGCCACCGCUCCCAGGGCAGCCCCCCGCACCCCCGCGGGUGAGUGACAGCCACCGCCACGGACACAGUGACCAAUGACAAGACUGGAGGUCUCAACCUUGUUCUUUUACUGCAUGGACAGUUCUAGGAACUCUGCCCUACUGGAAAGCCCAGGAGGGUGAAUUGAAGAGUGUGUAGUGAGUGUAAAUGCUCAAAGGUGGGAGACCCACCACCCUCAGGUUUAUUGUAAACUCCUUUUCCCCUGUAUGCCUUGCUGUACCUAAUCCAUCUCUUAAGAGUAGUUGCUGUCAUUCUGUCAUUCACAGAAACCAGAUGAUAGUAGGCAUGUGAGGAUGAUGUGUCUAGAGAAGGCAGAUGACCAGCAUGAAAGAGGGAGAGACCAAUUCUUCAUACAAGCACUAGAGAAGUGCUCUUAAAAACAUCUCUGAAGUGUUUGAAGAUGGGCCUGAAUCAUUUCAACUCAAGCAUUAAUGAGCCAUGAACAUUUGUUCCUCCAAUGAGCAUUGCUGAACAAGUACUCCUGGGGAGCACUUUCCAUCUAAAUGCAAAGAACUCUGGCCAUGAGAAACAGCUUGAUGCAUAUAAAAUUAGCAUUCAGGUCCUAGGAGAUUACUGGCUCUCGGGAUGCAAUUGUAAUGUCAUGAUACUGUAGCUGUUUUAUCCAGCAGACCUUAGACAAAUUUCUAGUAGGGUCAGUUUGGUUUCUACUUGACUGCAAUCAGCUUUGGAGUGAAAUGCAAAAGCAAGGCAGUAAGGCUUCACAUAAAGUUAAGACAAAAUAGAAAACUACUUUUAGCCCUUCCUGAGCACUGGGGUAAUUUAGAUGAAUAUACCAAUACUCUUACCUGUUCUGAGAUGUUGCAGUUUAAAUAGUACUCAUUCUAGGAAGGCUCAGCAGGUAAUUUUCUCUCCUGAGCCAGAACUGUGCUGUUCUGAUGUGCUGAGUUUGGGCAGGGGCUAAUAAUAAACACACAGAAAUAUGUGUGUAGGGGCAUUUCACUUGCCAGAACAAACCUGCCAAGGAUCUGCUCUAGUCUCAGUUAAAGCCAGAGAAGUCUGGCUCUGCAUGUGUCCUGGGCUGAUGCCUGCUACUACAGGCUAAUAAGCUAGGACUUCCAGAUGCAGAGCAGCUGUAGUUAAAAAGCAUCCUUAAUUUCAAGACCAAAAUGGAGUAGCAACAAGUGUGCAUCUGGGGCUCUGAAAAUCUCAGCCAUUAGGGUUGGGGAGGUGAGAUUGUAUUAUGAUUAUAUCAUGUUAAACCAGGAAAGGCCUUGGGUAUCUUCAGUAUCUCAAAAUUGAAUUACUUUUGAGCAAAAGGAUUUUUUUACAGCCUCCACACUACUGUUCUACCCUAGCAUCAGCCUUGACAGUCCCCUUCUUCCUCAUUCUAGACUUGGAUGGGUGGAUCAUCAUUAUUAGCAACAUUACCCAUGUAUUAUUUGAAUAGAUGUAGGUAUAAACUGGUGUGUAGAUGUUGAUAUUUUGGUUGGGGGACUGGAGGAUUGGGAUUUUUUUUAUUUUUGUCUUCUACUUGUGUUACUUUAAGGUUUUUAAGAAAUGCAGCUAAAUCAGCACUGUGCACAUAUCACUCUCCUCUCCUUCACUCCUGACUCAGGACUCAUCGGGGCAGCAGCAAAACUCAAGUGUAAAGUGCCAGGGUUGACAGCCUAGAACUGGUUUGUACUCUAAACCCAGUAAAUCAGUUCACAUGGACCUAAAGAUAAGAAUCACUGACCUAAUGACUGCACUCUCAUCAGCACAGGUAUGGUUCAGGACUGGACACACUGCUCUAGGAUGUGAACAAACAGCAAAGUCUACAAGCAAUCCAGUACAAGAGAGACAGGUGACAGUCACAGCUAUUUGGGGUUGGGUCCUUCUGUGGUCUGAUAAAUUCUGUUUGCUAGGAAAGACAAAAAUACUUAUUUUGCAUUUAAGACCCUUUAAUUUGAUUGGGGGAAAUUUCCUCUGCUGGACUGCAGGGCAGGCAUUACAGUAUAAGGUUUGAAAUAACUGAUAUUUAAGAACAAUGAGAUGGUUCUGUAAAUAUCCAGUUGUGUUUGUACAUGUUUUUCCAUUUAACACCUCAGGCCAGCACCUUUUUCUUUGUGUGUCUGUAUAGGCUAUACCAUUUUAGUAUGUGAUAUGAUUUUUGCCUUUGGAGACCAGGGACUAAUCAGAGACUCUGUAAAUUCCAGUCAUUUUGAAGCCCUCACUGUUCCGCAUGUGGCAUCAAGGGGUAGUCAGGCUCUGCUCAGAAGCAUGGUUGGAAGUGGAUUGUGGAUGUGUCAGACCCUUUUGCCCCAGAGUAAGUUACCAGUUCUAUAAAAUCCCUUUCUAAGAUGUCAGAGGGUCUAUUUUUAGAAUAUUUAAAUAUUCUGUGUAGUCGGCUGUCAUUUAAACUCUGUGGUUAUGUAAGAUGAGGCCAGGAGGUGCUUUCUCCAGACUCCUGAGGGCUGUAACAGACCCCUACCCGAUGAUGGUCAGGGCUUUAACACUGGAAGUGCUUUGGCUAGUGGAGCGUUUACGCUGACCUCCUUUCAGCUGCACAACCAUGGCAGUAAGGGUGGGAUUGACAGGCAUGCAGCUCGCUGCUGUAAAUCCAUGCCACCAAGUUAACUAAAGGAUCUUUGCAUUUCUUCUGACAAGAUCAGCUUCUCCCUCUCUGUAGUACCACUUAAUCACCUACUCAAGGUUUACUUUUUUUAUGUGAGAAGCAAGAUGUUCAUUUUCUUCCCCAAACAAUGGGUCAUAGGAAGUGCUUAUCUCCAGGGCAGGAGAAGGGUGUAGCUACACUGGGCUAUUUUCAGCUUGGUCUUGGGGCCCUUACUGUGAAAGAUACAUAACUAACUGCUUUCUUUCCUGCUAUAAAUGUCUGUAAAUACUUGUUUGCGUUCUGAAAGCUGAAAAAAGCAUUGACACCAACUCAAAUCCUACAGGGAGUGUUUGCAUUACUAUUCAUACCAUACUGAACACAGGUAAGAUUAUCUGUAAUGUCACAAGUUUUAGUUUUCUAGACUGUAAGACUCACUGUACUUGCCUGGAAAUAGAAACUGCUGGCAAGUUCAAAUCUGAGGGCUAACAAAGGGCGUGUUUAUUCCCCUUCAGCUUAUGGAGUCGUAUUUUCUUCCUUGUGUCCAAACUGAUGUGGCGUCCAUAAGAAUGUGGUAAAUCACAAUUAACAGGUUAGAUAUCAACUCACUGGAAGAAGGGAAAAGAGGUGAAUGUGCAUCAUCAUCUCAUAUGGCUCUUUUUAAUAAUAGGGGAAAGAAAGAGUUUUCCUUUUUGCCAUUACUGAAUGUUACUGAAUUGUCUCUUUGUAAGUAUUCAGUGAUAGAAAAUACAGCCCUGUAAAGCCAGAAUCUGAUGUUUUCAGUAAAGGCCUCUAUUUUAGA
This is a messenger RNA of Lonchura striata (white-rumped munia), 8883 nucleotides long. The record is from RefSeq and is a predicted model, not a curated record. NCBI's taxonomy places the organism in Eukaryota, Metazoa, Chordata, Aves, Passeriformes, Estrildidae.